AUGGUCCAAGCUUCUUCAUCCCUCCAUGGCAGCAUGAGAAGGGAUCCCGAAGGAUAUGACAUGUCAUCCGAUCUGGACCAAGCCCUACUCCUCUACUUUGAUGGGCAGCAAGCUAAGACAUCAAUUCAAGAACAACAACCGCAGACUCUCAACAUCUUCCCCUCCCAGCCAAUGCAUCAUAUCGAGCCAUCUCCAAAGGGUUCCAUGGCUUCUUCUUCAGCGGCGGUAGCACAGGUCGCUGGCCCUUCCAAGAACUCGCAGGCGCCGUCGUUGAAGGUGGGAGGCGGGCCGCUCGCUGCCGGCAAGAGCUCCAAGGCAGCAAUCAAGAGAGAAGGUAGCGCCGGCGGCAAGCAUGGCGUCGCCGCGGGAGCUUCGAGCUCGGAUCAGGAGGGGCCCCCGACGCCGCAUCCCAAGACGUUGCGGAGGCUCGCGCAGAAUAGGGAGGCCGCCAGGAAGAGCAGGCUGAGGAAGAAGGCUUAUAUUCAGCAGCUAGAGUCCGGCAGGAUCAGGCUGGCACAGCUAGAGCAGGAGAUGCAGAUGGCAAGAACUCAUCAGGGUGCACUAUGGGGUGCAGGAGCGCUAAGCCCAGAUGCGGCGAUGUUCAACCUGGAGUACGAGCGGUGGCUGGGGGAGCACAGCAAGGUGGUGGCCCGGCUGCGGGCCGCCGCGGAGGAGCACCGGCCGGACGGUGAGCUGCGGGCGUACGUGGACGAGGCCGCCGCGCACUACGGCGCGCUGAUGGGCCACAAGGCCCGGCUCGCUGGCGCCGACCCACUCCACCUCCUCUCCGGCCUCUGGAAGGGCGCCGCCGAGCGCUGCUUCCUCUGGAUCGGCGGCUUCCGCCCCUCCGAGCUCAUCAAGCCAAGCCAUGCAUUGCUUGCUCAUCGCAAACCUAGCGCAAUAAUGCCGCAAUGCAUGCAGGCGGACGAGCUGAGGAUGCAGGCGUUGCACGCGCUCCGGCAGAUCCUGACGGCGAGGCAGGCGGCGCGCUGCUUCAUCGCCGCCGACGACUACUUCUGCCGCCUCCGAACGCUCAGCACGCUCUGGACCACCAGUCGGACGGGCCAGUUGGCUAGAGGCCCGGCCGGGUAG
This is a messenger RNA of Miscanthus lutarioriparius, 1092 nucleotides long. Lineage: Eukaryota; Viridiplantae; Streptophyta; Magnoliopsida; Poales; Poaceae. The record is from the annotation of a GenBank genome assembly.